UUAUGCAUUCAGUAUACGUUUAUCGUUCACAUAACAAACUAGCAACAUGGGCAAGCUUAUAUUCAGCGGUUUCGAUGCCAGUCCUCCAUGUCGCGCCGUCAAAUUGACCUUGGCCGCCCUUCAGCUGCCUUACGAGUAUGUCAUCGUAAAUCCUUUGACCAAAGAUCAACACUCGCCGGAAUACUUAAAGAAGAAUCCACAACACACUAUUCCAAUGCUAGAGGAUGAUGGAAAAUACAUUGCCGACUCGCACGCCAUUUCAGCUUAUUUGGCAAAGAAAUAUGGCAAAGACAGUUCGCUGUAUCCCUCGGAUGUCUUUCAAAGUGCCAUCGUGGAUCAACGUCUCCACUACGACUCCAGCACGCUCUUUACCAGCACUUUGAUGUCCAUCACCAAGCCACUUAUCUUCCAGGGAAAAACUGAAAUUGAAAAGUCCAAAAUUGCUGCCAUAGCAGAGGCCUACGAUUUAAUCGAGACUUUCCUGGGUGACAACGAUUACGUAGCCGGUCCAGAGCUAACCAUAGCUGACUUCAGUUUCAUCACCACCAUUUGUGUACUCAUGAUUUUCCUCGUGCCGGAUUCCAGCAAGUAUCCAAAACUCAAUGCCUGGUUGAAGCGCAUCAAAGAGUUGCCCUACUACGAAGAGGCCAGUGGCGUUGGAGCCACUCAAUUAGAAUCUCUGAUUAAAUCAAAGAACUUUACUAUUGAAGCUUAAAUAAAUAUUGUUGAACAAUCUCGUAUUUUAA
This is a messenger RNA of Drosophila sulfurigaster albostrigata, 746 nucleotides long. Its product is annotated as glutathione S-transferase 1-like. The transcript has a single exon. NCBI's taxonomy places the organism in Eukaryota, Metazoa, Arthropoda, Insecta, Diptera, Drosophilidae. Gene Ontology annotation, molecular function: glutathione transferase activity. The coding region runs from base 47 to 715 and encodes 222 amino acids. The record is from RefSeq and is a predicted model, not a curated record. Gene Ontology annotation, biological process: glutathione metabolic process.